Messenger RNA from Papilio xuthus (Asian swallowtail), 2399 nucleotides. It is a transcript of the gene Elovl7, whose product is annotated as ELOVL fatty acid elongase 7. Lineage: Eukaryota; Metazoa; Arthropoda; Insecta; Lepidoptera; Papilionidae. The transcript is spliced from 9 exons. The record is from RefSeq and is a predicted model, not a curated record. Gene Ontology annotation, cellular component: endoplasmic reticulum membrane. Gene Ontology annotation, biological process: fatty acid elongation, saturated fatty acid; very long-chain fatty acid biosynthetic process; fatty acid elongation, polyunsaturated fatty acid. Gene Ontology annotation, molecular function: fatty acid elongase activity. The coding region runs from base 79 to 1011 and encodes 310 amino acids.
CUUAACUUGAAAAUAUUUUUUUAAAAAUUUUACAACUAAGUGCUUUAUUGAGUGACUUGUUUUAACAUAAACGUGACAAUGGAUAUCUUAAAUAGGAUAGUGGCGGGUUAUCAUGACCUAAUGGAUAACAAAAGUGAUCAACGAGUGAAGGAUUGGUUCCUGAUGUCAUCGCCGUUCCCUACAUUAAUGAUAUGUCUCACUUAUGUCUUUACAGUCAAAGUGCUCGGCCCCAAGUUGAUGGAAAACAGAAAACCUUUCGAACUAAAGAAUGUGCUCAUAUGGUACAACCUGUUUCAAGUUAUUUUUAGUUGCUGGUUGUUUCACGAGAGCAUAGUAAGCGGUUGGUUCAAUGGAUACAGUUUCCGUUGUCAACCAGUCGACUACUCAAGAUCGCCUGAAGCGAUGCGUACGGUGAGAGGAUGCUGGUGGUAUUACUUUUCAAAAUUCACAGAAUUCUUUGAUACGAUCUUCUUCGUAAUGCGCAAGAAGUUCGACCACGUUUCGAAGCUGCAUGUCAUUCAUCACGGCAUUAUGCCGAUGUCAGUCUGGUUCGGCGUCAAAUUCACGCCCGGUGGUCACUCAACAUUCUUCGGCAUGCUUAACACGUUCGUGCACAUUAUAAUGUACUCGUACUAUCUGCUCGCCGCACUGGGCCCCAAGGUGCAGAAAUUCCUCUGGUGGAAGAAGUACCUCACUGCGCUGCAAAUGGUCCAGUUCGUGUUAGUGUUCUUCCACGCGUUCCAGCUGCUGUUCAUUGAUUGCGACUAUCCUCGUGCCUUCGUCUGGUGGAUCGGAAUGCACGCUGUUCUCUUUUAUUACCUCUUCUCUGACUUCUACAAACAGGCGUACCUUAAGAAAGCCAAGAUUGCGAAGGCCAAAGUAAAGGUAGAGAUGGAUACGUGCAAAUCGGAGACAAAGGAGGGAAAAUUGUCUCUCUUGAACGGCUUCAGCAAUGGGUCCGCGCUGAGCGACGUACGACAACGUAUGGCGGGCGCUGUCGCCUCGCAAUGAAACAACCUGUUAUGUCAUAUGCCGACAUAUUUAACUGUGAUGAACUUUCCUGGCGCAAUAGCGCGAUGUUUACCUAAUAAACUUACUGCUACACUCAGAAACGUUUUAUCGCUUCGUUAAGAGACCCUUUGUCUAGAUUUGUUGUAUUAAAUCUUGGGUAAGGGACUACCUUAAUGACUUCACGUCUCUGAGUACGGCAGUCCGUUAUUCGGAAGAAGCUCAAUUAGUGACAAUAUAAUUAUUUUUAAUAAUUAGUUUUAUUUGAUAAAACUCUGAUGAUGUAGAGUUUUUUUUGCAAUGGUAAUUAUAAGUUUAGCAUAUAUCUUAGUUCUAAAAAUACUUUUAUUAUAUAAAAUUGUUUAACAAAAUAAGACUAGUAUGUACAAAUAAACCUAUCGUAGUAAUUUUCAUAUCGUUUUUGAUAAAAAUACUCGAUUAUAUUUGUAUUUUACGUUGUCUUAUUUUGUAUACUUUCAUUUUUUUAGAAGGAAUUAUUUUAGUUUUGUAAUUUCCAAAGGUCAGUUAAGAAACGAAAUGUGGUUUUGUAUUCUCAAUGUUAAAAGUAAUUUUAGUUUUCUCAAUUGCAAGCAAGUCAAAGGGUCAUAAACAAAACAGUUAUUUACAAAAGCCCCCACCGUUGUUGACUUGUUUAUCUAAUAUGAUAAUUUUAUAUGUAUAUUUUAUCCCAUUUUACCUGUAGUAUAUACCAAAGUUUAUGUAUAUAUAUUCCAAACAUGUAUAAAAUAUUUUCAUGUCACAAGGUUUUAUUUCUAUACAAUAAACUUAGUACUUAAAAAUACUAAAAACAGUUCAGUUCGGGUAAAAAUCAGGCUUAUAAAUAAUUUUACUUGUAUAAGGCAAAAAUAAAUAACGAUAUUAAAAAAUAUGACUGUUUAUACUUUUAUAGCUCUCAUUCAAAAUACGAUAAGAAUUAUUCAAAAGUUUUGGUAAGCUUAAUCUGUGGAAUGAUUUAAAAAAAAUAACGCAUGUAGACUUUGUCAGCGUGAAUACCAAAGAUCAAUCCAUCAUUUAACCGUCGGCUUUCAUUGCCGCGACAUAUAAUAUAUUGUGGUCCUCCACAUUCAUUAAACAAUAAAACAAAGAUCACAAUAAUAUGAAAUGGUAUAUCAUCAGUGUAAACUCACAAUUAUUCAACAAGAAAUAAGUUGUCGUAGGUUAAUAACUAAUAAGGUAUAAUAUCUGCUUACAAACUAUUUGCGCUGUGCAAUAGAAAAAAUCUAGAUGGUUCAUUUAAUUGCAGCAGGAAAUGUAACAGCUAUUGUAAAUGUAAUAUUUGUUUUUGACUUGCAAUUAUUAUCUUUAAAUGUAUAUUGAAGCAAUUGUUAAUGUAUUUUUUAUUUGCGACGUGUAUUAAAAUAAAUCAUAAA